AUGGCGUUGAAUAGACUUCUUGACUUUGAUUUGAAAGAUGAUUCUCGAUGGAAGAUUGAUCCAAGUGAUGAGGCUCUUAUCAACAUUUACCUAAGGAAGAAGGUUCAUACUCAACCUCCUCCAUUUAAUAAAAUUGUUGAAUAUGAUGUGUUUCAAACUGAACCUUGGAUGCAACCAAAUAGUAGGAGUUCAUUCAGAGAUAGGAAGUAUUACUUCUUUGAUAUAAGUAACAAUAGAUUUGAAAAUAUGGAUACUAGACUAGUUGGAGUUGGUGAAUGGAGGAGUUUGGAGAAGAACACUGAAAUUUCCAUGCCAACCAAUAUGUUCAUUGGGAGAAAGAACACCCUUGAAUUCUGA
Molecule: messenger RNA, 357 nt
Organism: Vicia villosa (hairy vetch)
Lineage: Eukaryota; Viridiplantae; Streptophyta; Magnoliopsida; Fabales; Fabaceae
Product: NAC domain containing protein 52-like
Exons: 2
Coding region: 1-357 (118 amino acids)
Biological process (GO): regulation of DNA-templated transcription
Molecular function (GO): DNA binding
Source: RefSeq, a predicted model, not a curated record